Pseudomassariella vexata is the source of this 2479-nucleotide messenger RNA. Its product is annotated as NOL1/NOP2/sun family-domain-containing protein. Gene Ontology annotation, molecular function: RNA binding; rRNA (cytosine-C5-)-methyltransferase activity. NCBI's taxonomy places the organism in Eukaryota, Fungi, Ascomycota, Sordariomycetes, Amphisphaeriales, Pseudomassariaceae. The transcript has 6 exons. The record is from RefSeq and is a predicted model, not a curated record. Gene Ontology annotation, cellular component: nucleolus. The coding region runs from base 137 to 2383 and encodes 748 amino acids. Gene Ontology annotation, biological process: maturation of LSU-rRNA; rRNA base methylation.
CGUUAUCUUAUCGCCCUGGCAGCAAAAAAAGUUCCCAUUUGACUUGGGAAGGUGGGAGCGACUUGAUUUCUCGACGGACAUCGUAAUAUAACAGAACGUAUCGCCCAUACGUUCCUUGAUCUAACUGCCAGUCAAAAUGGGUGUCGGACGCCGUAUGAAGAAACAGGGAGCACCUGAGCCCCUGUCCGAGGAGCAUUUCGCCAGACUUAAGCGCAAAGCGGGUCUUCCAGUCGACGACACACCUAGGGAUGCGCCCAGCAAGAAAAAGAGACGAACGUCGCAGGACGCUGGCCCAAAGAGCAAUGUAGCUGCAGCGCAGAAACCCAAAAAUUCUAAUGGCAAGGGCAAAGGGGCAAAUUCCACGCCGCUUGCAAAGCCGAACGGCAAAGCCUUGAAGUCGAAGGGCAAAGUCACAGCCCAAGAGCCGGAACUCGAUGAGGAUGUUAGCGAUGGGCUUGGAGAUUUUGAUCUCGAGGACGACGAAUUCCCCGAUCUAGAAAUGGACGGUGCCCAAGGCCUUGAAGAUGAUUUCCUAAACUCCGACAACUCGGUGUACGACUCGGACGACGGAGGCGACAAGAGGGCCAUGUUCUCGGAAGAUGAAGACGACUCGGAUGCCGAAGACAAACUCACAGCGGCCAACAUCGCAGGUUUAUCGAGGAAACUCGAUAUGAAAAAAGCCGAGGAAGAUGCAGAAGCUCAAGCAGAACUCGAGGAGGCGGCGUUGCAGACCAACAUCGACGGCGACAAGCCCAAUGUCUUCGACAAUGAGGAGGAGGAUGGUCUAGCUGCCAAGACCAAAGCCCUGCUGGCUCCCGAUUUGCAAUUGCUGCGGAACAGAAUCACGGACACGAUACGUGUACUAGGCGACUUCGCAAAGCUGGCUGAGACGGGCAAAUCGAGGGCCGAGUACAUCUCAAAGCUACUCAAGGACAUCUGUGCAUAUUAUGGCUACAACGAAUACCUGUGUGACAAACUGUUCCAUUUGUUUUCACCAGACGAAGCCUUUGCUUUCUUCGAAGCCAACGAAACGGCAAGACCUGUCGUCAUCCGAACGAACACACUUAGGACACAUCGUCGAGAGCUGGCCCAAGCCCUCAUCAACCGCGGUGUCGUUUUGGAACCCGUGGGUAAAUGGUCCAAGGUUGGACUGCAGAUCUUUGAAAGUAACGUGCCUCUCGGAGCUACUCCAGAGUACCUCGCCGGACAUUACAUUCUUCAAGCAGCCUCCUCCUUCCUACCCGUUAUGGCUCUCGCUCCCCAAGAAAACGAACGGGUUCUUGACAUGGCUGCGGCUCCCGGCGGCAAGACCACGCAUAUUUCCGCUUUGAUGAAGAAUACUGGCGUGGUGUUCGCCAACGAUCCAAGUAAAGCCCGUUCAAAGGGUCUCAUAGGAAAUAUACAUCGUCUUGGCGCUCGCAAUGUUGUAGUCUGCAACUACGAUGCGAGAGAAUUUCCUCGCGUGCUUGGUGGAUUUGACCGAGUACUUCUUGAUGCGCCUUGCUCGGGGACAGGUGUCAUCGCAAAAGACCCAAGUGUGAAGACCAACAAGAGUGAAAAGGACUUCAUGACUUUACCUCACACGCAGAAACAACUUCUCCUUGCCGCAAUAGACUCGGUUAAUCACGCUUCGAAGACCGGUGGCUAUAUCGUAUACUCGACAUGCUCAGUCACGGUGGAGGAAAAUGAGCAGGUCGUGCAUUACGCACUCACCCGACGGCCUAAUGUGAAGCUCGUUUCUACUGGCUUGACUUUUGGGAAGGAGGGUUUCACUCAAUUCCGCGGCAAGCAGUUCGACCAGUCCCUUAGCCUGACACGCCGUUUUUACCCCCACACCACGAACAUGGACGGCUUCUUUGUUGCCAAGUUCCAAAAGGUCGGUCCGUCCCCCACUGGAGUGGCGGCCAAGGACAAGACUACAUCUGAAAAUGUGGAACGCGAGGAGGUUAUUGACAAGACACCUAUCGCCGCUGAUGAAAAUAUGGGUGGCGUGGAGCAGAAUGACUUCGGGGGCUUUGAUGAAGGCGAGGAUCAGGAGUACAUCAACAAGGCGAAGAGGAACGCAAUGAGGAGGCGAGGAUUGGACCCUCAUGCAUUGGAUAAGACAAAGGCCACCAAGGUCGAAGCGGCGGAUAAGAAGCCUGAUGAAGUGCAGAGUGACGAGCCAGCAAAAUCCAAGAAGGUGGCCAAGAAGGAGAAGAAGGUCGAAGUUGUGGAGAGCAAGCCUGCUGAGGUACAGAAGGAUGCUCCAGCAAAGUCUCCCAAGGGGGGCAAGAAGGAGAAGAAGGUCGAAAAUGUGGAGAGCAAAGGCAGUGUUAUCAAGAAGGCUGAACCAGUAAAUCUUGCGAAACGUGGCAAGGAGAAGAAGGGCACCAGGGUGUAGCGACUACACUGCACGGUAAGAUCUGUGACAUUCGCAUGUUCGUUCCAGAGCACUAGCGCUAGAAGUUAUUUUACAUAAUAGUGUUUAUCAUCGCAG